Lasiosphaeria miniovina is the source of this 859-nucleotide messenger RNA. RefSeq names its product heterokaryon incompatibility protein-domain-containing protein. Lineage: Eukaryota; Fungi; Ascomycota; Sordariomycetes; Sordariales; Lasiosphaeriaceae. Bases 1 to 516 code for a protein of 171 amino acids. The transcript has 4 exons. The record is from RefSeq and is a predicted model, not a curated record.
AUGCCGCCACCGCCAAGCAUCGACCGAUACUCGGUCGACUACGUCUUCACGCUGCUACUGAAGGACGUCGUCCUCACUAUGAAGGACGGCGAGGAGAUCAAGCUUGACUUGCUGCAGAAAGAGAUUCUGGCGACUGGGGAGAUGAAGCUGAGCGAAAUGGUUAUUGGCGGCUGCGAGGCACUCGCUCCCAACCCGUUCCAACGCCUCCACUUUAGGCAGCCGGCCGAUCUCCAUGGACCCACGCAGGGCGUUUCCUACAGCCUUAGCCACUAUUCGCUUGCCGACGCGCCGACCUUCUACGCUCUGUCCUACGUCUGGGGCACGGGGAGCUUCUCUGAACGCAUACAGGUCGAUGAGAAAUCCCUUUCCGUGACCAGUCAUCUCCUGGCUGGCCUAGCCGUCCUCAAGCGCCAGUUUGGCCCGACCCUGUUCUGGAUCGACACCAUCUGCAUCGACAAAAGCAACGACGCCGAAAAGACCGACCAGAUCUCCCGAAUGACAAACAUAUACUCCUAGGCUGAGCGCGUCAUCGUCUAGCUCGGACCCGCUUGCGACAACAGCGACCUGUUCAUGGCCCAGGUAUCCAGUCUAAACGCCGCAUUUGCUAAGGCGUCGGACAUUGAGGACGUCAAGCCGCACACCCUCGUAGCAUACGGUCUGCCGCUAAUCGAGAACGCCGUAUGGCUUGCCGUCUUCAAUCUUGCUUUUCGACCAAGGUUCUCCCGCCUGUGGGUUGUCUAGGAGGUGGUCUUAGCAACGGCGGCCACGGUUCUCUGCGGCGAGUACUAAGUUGAACUCGAAGAGAUGGCCUCGUUCUGCAACUGUUUAAGAUUUUCCUCGUUCAUGGCGACGUUGCACG